UACCAUGUCGAUUCUUCCUUUAUUGUAUCUUGUUUUGGCUGCUGGUGUUUACGCACAAAGUCCUGACAACGUAGACGAUGAAACAAAUGAUCUGGUCAAAAGACACAGGAUUCAAGUACAUGGUCAUUAUCAAUCUAGAAAUGGAUGGCGUAUUGGUGGUCAUUUUCAUCAUGGAUGGGGACAACACCGCGGAACAGGAGGUGGCAUAUCAAUUUCAAAGUCUUGGGGUAAGAAGAGAGCUUCAACUGUCUGCAUGUCGAGAUGUGCCUAUGCCUGCAGAAAUUCUACAGUUAAAUGUAUGAAGAGCUGUCUCAUGAAUAUGUGCUGAUUUGAUCUCUUAUGUUUUGUCAUGAAAUAAAGAGAAAUUGAAACUUGAAUAUUGUGU
Messenger RNA from Mytilus trossulus (common blue mussel), 385 nucleotides. RefSeq lists its product as uncharacterized. The record is from RefSeq and is a predicted model, not a curated record. The transcript is spliced from 3 exons. The coding region runs from base 5 to 328 and encodes 107 amino acids. NCBI's taxonomy places the organism in Eukaryota, Metazoa, Mollusca, Bivalvia, Mytilida, Mytilidae.